Molecule: messenger RNA, 348 nt
Organism: Trichomonas vaginalis G3
Lineage: Eukaryota; Parabasalia; Trichomonadida; Trichomonadidae
Exons: 1
Coding region: 1-348 (115 amino acids)
Source: RefSeq, a predicted model, not a curated record
AUGGAAAACGAAUUAUAUGUGAAUAAUCUCGUUAAAAUACGCACAUUAAUACAUGAAAAUUCUAAAAACAAGAAUCCAAACUAUACAAAAGAAGAACUCGAUGGCUUAGUUUCGAAUUUGGAACCAAUGGAUUUUGCAUCAUACGGAAAAGACAUUUGCAAAUUAUAUAGCUCUGCUGCAAAAACUCAUAAUAAUGCUUUUUCAACAAAUGUUCCUCCUCAAAAUAAUCCAGAAUUUCCAAAAUUCACUUUUCGCAAAAUCAAGAAACAAACAUACGACUUAAAUAUCGAAGGUACGUCCAAAUACUAUCCUACAUAUCCGGAAUGGAUUUGCAAAUCAUUCAAAUAA